Molecule: messenger RNA, 896 nt
Organism: Brassicogethes aeneus
Lineage: Eukaryota; Metazoa; Arthropoda; Insecta; Coleoptera; Nitidulidae
Source: the annotation of a GenBank genome assembly
CUUUUGCGUUGAAAUCGCGGGUAUACAGUUGGCAUUAGUGGGCUGGUGCUCAGUGCAGGCAACAUCGUGACGCGAAAAGUAACCAAAUAUUUACAUCUUUUCCGUUUCGUCCAUUUCGACGUUUGCACGUGUUCGCGAGUGAAGGUUUCAAAAAUAUAAUCCUUCAAGAUGGGUAAGGGUAAUAAUAUGAUUCCGAAUGGACAUUUCCACAAGGACUGGCAGCGUUUCGUAAAAACUUGGUUUAACCAGCCAGCGCGUAAAGUCAGAAGGCACGAGAACCGCAUCAAAAAAGCCAGGUCCAUCGCGCCCAGGCCCGCUGGGGGAGCUUUGAGGCCCGUCGUAAGGUGCCCCACAGUCAGGUACCACACCAAGGUACGCGCCGGCCGUGGUUUCACCCUUCAGGAACUGAAAGCGGCAGGACUUAACGCCCGCUUCGCUCGUACCGUCGGUAUCGCAGUUGACAACCGCAGGAGGAACAAAUCCGUGGAGAGCAUCCAAGUGAACGCUCAGCGGCUCAAGGAGUACAAAUCGAAGCUGAUCCUGUUCCCCAUCCACCAGAAGAAGAAGGUGCGCGCGGGCGAGGCGACAGCCGAGGAGAUGAGCAAGGCGACGCAGCUGGAGGGCGCGGUGUUGCCGAUACGCCAGCCGGCCAUCAGGACCAAGGCGCGCGUGCCCACCGAGGACGAGAAGAAGUUUGAGGCGUACGUGACCUUGAGGCAGGCCAGGGCCGACAAGAUGUUGCACGGUAUCCGCGCCAAGAGGGUCAAGGACGCGCAGGAGAACCCCGACGACAUUUCCAAGGCCGGCAAAGAAAAGAAGUCCAAGAAAUAAGUUUAUGUUCAUUGUUUUAUAAAAUAACUACGCAAAAAAUAUAAAAUAGGUCUUGUUCCUUCAAG